This is a messenger RNA of Hymenoscyphus albidus, 1032 nucleotides long. NCBI's taxonomy places the organism in Eukaryota, Fungi, Ascomycota, Leotiomycetes, Helotiales, Helotiaceae. The record is from the annotation of a GenBank genome assembly.
AUGUCUUUCCUGCCUCAAAGCAGCUCAUCAGAUACACCUCAUCCCAAGGAUAUGAAGUUUCCUCCUCAAGAGCACAAGACACCUCCCAUUGCGACAAUACCUCCGCGCCGCAGAACUCGACACCGCAGAACACGAACCAGAAACAAGAAGAAAACCCCCAAUGAGCCUCCUCAACCAGAAUUUCCAACCAACCUCUCCGAGUCAUCGGUAAACUUCAACGACGACAUCCUCUCAAAAAUCUGGCAUCAUGCGCUUCCCAAGAACAACAAUGUGGUCAUCAUCGCUUACAUCCACAACCACAGCGAGGGCCGAUACCGCUUCAAAAGCCCAAACAAGCCUUCUCCACUACUCCAAGUAUGCCGUGCAUCUCGUGACAUCGCUCUGUCUCACUAUACUGCAUCAAUUGGAAGUCGCGGAAGCAAGCGAAGAAUUAGGUUCAACAGCGCACAAGACAAGGUCCUAUUUCAAGUGGAGGGCGACAACAGGUUUAUUGAUCUACUGGUGGAUUCAAUUGCAGAAGAAAGUGCAUUCAUCCAGGAUUUUUUCAACAUCAGGGACCCAUCCAUUGAGGAGAUUGGGUUCGCAACAAUUCAAAGUCUUCUUGUCGAGGAGGAUCUUGUACGGCAAUUACACUGGCCGGAAGAGAUCCGAGCAUUCUUCCGAAUCUUUUGCUCGUUGAAAGAUCUAGGCAUGGCGAUUGAGGGAAAUAUUUAUAUGACCAAGAAAAAGCCAGAAGCAGAAGAUGAGGGUCGUGCGUUUGCGGUCAAUACACCGUAUGGCAGAGUUCUAAACAAAUUGAUGAACGUCAACACACCAAGCCGACUAAACGCAUUCCAGGUGUUGAGAGCCGUUUUGAGCGAAGUUCUUUCCAUCUCAUCAAGACCGGUUUUGAAUUUGGUGCGCGUCUCGCUGACUGCGAAGAGACCUUUUGGAGUGGGACGCAUCAGUGCUGGUACUCGAGAAUAUGACGGCAUCUCCCAGGAUAUGACAGACAAUACGAAUGAUUAUGAAAUGCUCUUUGGUAUCAAAUAG